AAUAAAGUUAAACGGAUCGAAAUACUGAAAUUCAAUAACCGAGAAGUGUCGCAUUUAAUCCCAUUCGAGAUGCAUUGACGUGGCAAUCGAUUACAGUCCACAACAAAUCAUUGCUAUUGGACCAAUGACGUCAUUUGGCGCAACAAAAUUCAUUCGACAUAAUUUUAUGCCUACUUUCAAGUACAUAGCCAGGACAGGACAAUGUCUGUCGGGUUAGCUAGUAAUAAGUAAUAGUGAAUAAAAAAAAAAUACGAAGAAGAGAUGUCAUUAGUACAAGUACUAAAAAAGUUGAAAGGAAUAGUUCCAAAUAAAAGCUCCUCUACUUUAAAAAGCUAAAAUGCCAUGCUUGGAAUAAUAAGAAUACGAAGGUGGAGAGAAUAUGCAGAUCAUUAUAGGAAACAACUAAACCAAAGUCCUACAUCAUACCAAAUAUCACGGGCAGAAUUACGGAAGGUUUAUAUGGAUCCGUCUAAAUUAGAUGCCGAACACACAAGAAGCACAUUUCGAAUAAUCAGGACUCCACUAAUGAAUAACAUGCUGAGCUUGGAAGACCGUGAAAGAUUAUCUCGCCAGCAAACAGUCAUACAGCGUCCGAUUCAAAGGAAUAUUUGACCACAAUUUACAUGCUGUUAAUGCAGUUCAGCUGAAAACGCGCAAAGCCAAACCCUAUUCAUCCAGUUUGCAACAACUUUCCUAAUUGGAGCGAAUGCACUCAACGAAGGAUUAAAUGAAAAAUCACGCUAGCUCAGCCGUAGUUAGAUAAAAAAAGUUUGGUUAUAAUAUGAUUUUUAAUUAAAAACACGACUUUUGCAAGCGUUUUAUUGGCUGCGAGCGUGCCGGGUAUUCGCUUUCGCUCAUCACUGUUUCUGGGUGAAAGUAAUUGGGUUCAAAAAACUGCAAUUUCACCAGAG
Messenger RNA from Acanthoscelides obtectus, 911 nucleotides. The record is from the annotation of a GenBank genome assembly. Lineage: Eukaryota; Metazoa; Arthropoda; Insecta; Coleoptera; Chrysomelidae.